Drosophila bipectinata is the source of this 1424-nucleotide messenger RNA. Lineage: Eukaryota; Metazoa; Arthropoda; Insecta; Diptera; Drosophilidae. The record is from RefSeq and is a predicted model, not a curated record.
AUGUACCCGCGAUUUCUGGACCGCAACUAUCCGCUGAAGAAGCAUCUGUUCUUUGUGACCAGAUACUCCUUCGGCCUGCUGGGUCUGAGUUUUGGCCAGAAAAUGUCCUGGUUUCAGUUGGCCUGGUUGGUCUUCAACUUUGUCAACCUGGCCCAUUGCUGUCAGGCGGAGUUUGACUUUGGUUGGAGCCAUCUGCGCACCAGUCCCGUGGAUGCCAUGGAUGCCUUUUGUCCUUUGGCCUGCAGUGCCACUACCCUCUUUAAGCUGGGCUGGAUGUGGUGGCGCCGCCAGGAGCUGACCGGUCUGAUGGACCACAUCCGACAGCUCACCGAGGAGCAGGAGCGAAGAAGGGAUUCUCGAAGGGACAAUGCCCAGAGGAGCUGCUACGUCAUGGCCACCAGAAGUGGUAUGCUGGUGUUUACCCUGGGCAGCAUUACCACUGGAGCCUUUGUCCUUCGAUCCCUUUGGGAGAUGUAUGUGCGUCGGCGACAGGAAUUCAAGUUCGAUAUGCCAUUUCGAAUGCUGUUUCCGGACUUUGCUCAUCGAAUGCCCUGGUUUCCCAUUUUCUACUUGUACUCCACUUGGAGCGGUCAGGUGACAGUCUAUGCCUUUGCCGGCACCGAUGGAUUCUUCUUUGGUUUCACUCUCUAUGUGGCUUUUUUGCUCCAGGCACUCAAAUGGGAUGUCUUGGAUGCCCUGAGAUCGGUUCAAGAUCCUUCAGGAAGAGAGUCCAAGCUUUGCUGUCAACAGCUGGCGGAUAUAGUGGAUCGCCAUAAUGAAAUCGAAAAGAUUGUGGAGCGUUUUUCUGGAAUCAUGGCGGCUCCGACUUUUGUUCAUUUUGUUUCCGCCAGUGUGGUUAUAGCCACCAGUGUGAUUGAUAUACUUCUGUAUUCUGGCUAUAAUAUCAUCCGCUAUGUGGUGUACACCUUUACGGUUUCUUCAGCCAUUUUUCUCUACUGUUAUGGCGGCACCGAAAUGGCUACAGAAAGCCUUUCUCUAGGGGAAGCUGCCUAUUGUAGUGCCUGGUACAAGUGGGAUCGAGAGACCCGUCGUAGGGUUUUCCUCAUUAUUCUCAGGGCCCAGCGACCCAUCACCGUAACAGUGCCAUUUUUUGCACCAUCACUUCCGGUUUUUACCUCGAUUUUAAAGUUUACUGGUUCUAUUGUAGCUUUGGCUAAAACAAUAUUAUAAAUGUUUUAGUUUCUUUCUUGGCUAUGACUAGCCUGAAAGUAUGCAAUUUCAGCUUCUUGUUUAAAAAAAAGGUUUUUUAACUUGUAUUUUAUUAUAGCCAAUUAUCUCAAGGGUCAGGGACUACAUGUGUACAAUAGUAGCCACUGAAAAAGUACCAGAGUUAGCCUUAAGGGGGGCCGGCUAACUUUAUCCCAAGUGCUGCAAUUACUUGGGUAACCAUAAAGUUCUUAAGU